AUGGUUAUACUCAACUUUAAUGUUGGCGGACGGCAGUAUUCCACAACAGCAAGCACACUAAUGCAAGAAAAACAGUCUCUAUUUAAUCAGUGGUUUACUGGAGAAACUGCACAACCGCCGUUAGAAAAAGACAGCAAAGGAGCAUAUUUUAUCGAUCGAGACCCAACGAGUUUUGGAAUAAUCUUGAAUUAUCUGCGUUUGAAAUCUACUAAACAGCUAUGGGAAGCUUGCUUACCGAAAGAUCCAGAUCGUUUAGCUCUACUAACACAGGAAGCUGAGUAUUACAAACUGCACCAACUCCGCGAACAAGCCAUUGCCUUACUUCAAAGCUGCACAGAAAAAUCAGACGUUUCAUAUGUAAAUGAAGUCCUCGCAAAAAGUUUUAGCUGUCCACAAGGUCUUGAUGGGAGAGGUUGCAAGAAGUAA
Molecule: messenger RNA, 426 nt
Organism: Brugia malayi
Lineage: Eukaryota; Metazoa; Nematoda; Chromadorea; Rhabditida; Onchocercidae
Exons: 5
Coding region: 1-426 (141 amino acids)
Biological process (GO): protein homooligomerization
Source: RefSeq, a predicted model, not a curated record